CCACCAUUAGAACCUCUGCUCUCUCUACCGCUCUCAACAUUUGGUACAAGAUUAAACGUGACAACCUGCUUAAUUUGCCAAAAUUACCUUAAUCAUGGCGCUCCAAUCGAGAGUUCUGGUCACCUCUAAAUGGCUGGCGGAGGCUUUAAAGUUCCAAAGGAAAAUGCGCAUUUUGGACACUUCUUGGUAUUUGCCCAAACUGCGUCGCAACGCCAAGAGCGAGUUCAAGAAGAGACACAUACCAGGUGCAGCUUUCUUUGACAUAGACCAGUGCUGUGAUAAAACCUCUCCUCUGGACCACAUGUUGCCAUCAGAGAAGGUUUUUGCUGACUAUGCUGGCAAUUUGGGAGUAGAGAGCGAUACGCACGUCGUAGUGUACGACGCCAGCGAUUUCGGUGCGUUUUCGGCGCCCCGAGUGUGGUGGAUGUUCCGGGUGUUCGGGCACAACGCGGUGUCCUUGCUCAACGGGGGGCUCAGGAACUGGGAGCUGGAAGGUCGACCUCUGAGUGACAAGUACGUCAAACCCACACCGACCGAAUUCAAUGCUUCCCUGAACCACUCCUGGAUUAAGACCUAUGAAGACAUCUUGGAUAACUUGGAAACCAAGAACUUCCAGGUGGUGGACGCCAGGCCGACAGGCAGGUUCAAAGGAACUGACCCUGAGCCCAGAGACAACACAGAGCCAGGCCACAUCCCCGGCUCCAUCAGCAUGCCCUUCCACUCCUUCCUGUCCUCAUCGGGUCACUUUCUGCCCAGAGAGCAACUCCAGGCUCUGUUUGCCCGAGCUGGUGUGGACCUCAGCCACCCUGUUUGCACCUCGUGUGGCUCAGCCGUGACUGCGUGCAUUGUGGCACUGGCGGCCCAUGAGUGCGGGCACCCGGGGGUGUCCGUGUAUGACGGCGGGUGGUCAGAGUGGUACACCCGCGCUGUGCCCGAGCAUGUCAUAUCCGAAGGACGAGGGAAACAUUUGUGAUUGGCUGUGAAGUACAGGAAGUGUGUUUGGUAGGUUCAGACUGGGCCUGGAGGAGGUUAGCUUGUUAGAGAACAUAUGCUCAAGUUUAAAGGAAUAGUUUGAAAUUUUAGUAAAUACUUACUGCUUAUACAGUUUAUUUGCCUUCUUGUUGAAAGUUAGAUUUGUAUGAAAUAUGUACAGUCAGCAGCUGGUCACUUUAGCUUAGCACAAAGACUGGAGGCGAAACAACUAUGUGGCUCUGUCCCAAGAUAAAAACAGAAAAAAAAUCCUUAAUUAACAGGUUAUAUCUUAUUUGUUUACAUGAUGCACACACACAGAAUGUAAAAAGGACAAGUUGCAGGUGUCAUAGCCAGAUUAGCUGUUUGCAGUGUUCAUGCUAAGCUAGGCUAGCCAGCUGCUUGUUUACUGAAGUUACAGAUGAGAGUGGUGUCAGUUUUUCUAAUCUAAUUAAUGGCAAGAAAGCAAAUGAGCAAAUAUCCCAAGGUGCCAAACUAUUCCUCUAAUACUAAAAAACUAUGGGUAUUCCAUAGAUAGAUCACUAAGAAACAUUUUUUCCUAACACACAAUACUUGGCCAGUAACAUGUGAACACUAAACUUGACUUUUUCAUCAGUUUUGAAACUUGUUUGUUUACAACUGUGAUGUUUGUGCUGGCAUUAAAAUGGAGCUGCAUUUGAAUCACAAGGAGUUGGGAUUUGUUGAAAGCUUAUGUACAUGUAGUUCUCACAAUUACUGUGCUCCUGGGGUUUUUUACACCUUGCCACAGUUUCAUCAGAGAGGUCAACAGAGAGUUCAUUGGACUUCAUGUCUUGGUUUUUGUCCUGACAUGCAGUGGGAAUUGUAUUACACAGAUGUGUGCCUUUCUAAACUAUGUCCAGUCAUGUUAGUUUACCACAUGUAAACUCCAGACAAUUUCUAAACACAUCUGAAGGAGAAUUAAACUUGGGGUGCCAGAGCAAAGGGUCUGAAUCGAUUUUUGA
Molecule: messenger RNA, 1952 nt
Organism: Monopterus albus (swamp eel)
Lineage: Eukaryota; Metazoa; Chordata; Actinopteri; Synbranchiformes; Synbranchidae
Product: 3-mercaptopyruvate sulfurtransferase
Exons: 2
Coding region: 95-973 (292 amino acids)
Cellular component (GO): mitochondrion
Molecular function (GO): thiosulfate-cyanide sulfurtransferase activity
Source: RefSeq, a predicted model, not a curated record